UUUGUAAUACAUUUAUCUGUGUGGGCCAGCCUUGGCUCAUGGGAGUGUCUUGUGAUCAUAAGCAUAAACCGGACCAGACACUCUGUUUAAGCUGUCACUGUGAUGCAUGCCACAGUGCUGCCUGAAGUGGCUGUUGUCUUUUAUCACCAAGAAGGCAAGCAAAUGGAACAAACUUUCCCAGAAACGAUCCAAAACUGCUGCAAACUGCUGUGUUCUCUCCAAAUCAAUCUCUGCUGAGUACCAGAAGUGGUCACAGUGUUGUGCUAUAUAACGCCAAAGCUUGGAACUAUCAUGAACAUCAGAGCUUGUGCAAGAAGGGACUACAGUGUCAUCUUCCUUAUUCUGGCCUUGGCUGUCCUUAUUUUUGUGCUAUGGUACAUUGAAGUUCUAGAGUGGUCUGACAUGGGCAAGGUUCAUGGCUGGAUUGGGACAAAAUAUUGGCCCUUGCGUUUUGGCUCAAACCAGCCCAAGACAACCAAUCACCCAAAAUUUCAGCAAGUGAACUCCACUACCAUUGUCCCAAGUGUUUCCACUAACCCUGACAUGCAUCAGCGCUUCUGCAUCGUCCAGCCACUGUCCGCUGAAGAUGCUCUGGAGGAACGCCUCCUGCUAGACUCCAUUGCUUGGCCUAAUAUUCCACGUUUGCCUGUUAAUUUUGCCCUGAACCAGACCAGUGAUCCAGCUCACAGCACCUUCACCAUUCUCCCAAGGAGGGGAGGAGGACAGUGGCAUGUAGGGGAUCAGCUGGAGGUCAUGAUAACAGUUUCUGACUUCCAGGGCCGUCCCAAGCAGUUUGGGGGGGACUUUUUACUCGCCAGACUGCACAACAUGGAGCUUGGUGCAGGUGUGGCUGGACAAGUGGUGGAUCAUCUCAAUGGGAGCUACUCUGCUGUGUUCCCUUUACUCUGGGAAGGAGAAGCGUAUGUUCAGGUGACGCUGGUUCACCCUAGUGAGGCUAUCCCGGUGCUGAGCAGGCUGAACAGCAAAUAUCCAGACAGGGUUUACUUCCUGAGCAUCUUCCGCUCAGGCUCACUCUCUGAAACUACCAUCUGUAACUUCUGUCUACGUCAAACCAAGCAGCCGAUGUGCGACUACACUGACCUCCGUACAGGACAGCCUUGGUUCUGCUACAAGCCAAAGAAUCUGAGCUGCGAUGCCAGGAUCAUCCACUACAGUAAAGGCCACAGAUCACUGAUCACAUCCAACGAGAGGAGGCUCUUCAUAGGUCGUGUCAACUUAAAAGUCAACAUUCGGGCUUCAGGACCUGCCAACGUCACUGUGUUGCCAAAAGAAGAAGGUCAACCAAAGUUAAAGAGUAGCAGUGUGACAUCUGGACCCUCUGGCUAUUACUACCAGGGUGCUUGGCAAGCACUAAGUGGAGCCCAAAUUCAGCAAUUCAACACCUCUGCCAUCACUCAGUGUCUGAAAGGCAAGGUGGUCCACGUGCAAGGAGACUCCACCAUGAGGCAGUUGUUUGAUUUCAUUGUAGCAGCAGUACCAGAUCUUCAGGAGUUUGUCCUGCCCAGAAUGUCAAAAUUUGAAUCUUCCAAGGCCUUUGACUUUGCAAACAACAUCUUGGUGAUGUAUCACUUCCACGGCCCUCCGCUAAUCAGUCACGCCUUGAUGCCACCUACCGAGCUACAUUACAUUGCCAAUGAAAUAGAUGGCUUAAUUGGAGGCACCAACACUGUCGUAAUUUUUGGCAUCUGGGCUCACAUUGCCCCUUUCACCAUAGAGAUCUACAUCCGGCGGCUACAGGGCAUCCGCAGGGCAGUGGUGCAGCUGCUCGAGAGGGCUCCGGAAACAGUGGUUAUCAUACGGGCAGGAAACCCCAGAGAGAUGUCAAAUUAUUUUUCACAAAUCUUCAGUGACUGGUACUCACUGCAGCGUUAUAAAGUGCUCAGAGCCAUGUUCAAAGGACUCAAUGUUCAUCUAAUCGACAGCUGGGAGAUGGUCCUGGCUCACCACUUGCCGCACAACGUCCAUCCACCACGUCCGAUUAUUGAAAAUAUGGCUAAUGUUAUCUUAUCCUACACAUGCCCUCCAAAGGGAAGCUAGAUGUGUGUGUGCAGGGGGAAAAUGCACAGAAAAGAGCAGAAAAAAUUAGAUGUAGGGUUUCCUUUUUUGUGUGUUUAAACCAGAAACACACAAUGAAAGUACAAAUAAAAUAGGAUUGGCCCAUGGUGUGGAGUGUGCUGGGCUUUUUGUGUUUUUGGUGAACAUUGAUUGAAGUCAGAAAGAAAAGCAGAGCUAUUUAACCAACUACAGACAUCAAAUCCUGUACAAGUUCAAAUAUUUAUUUUAGUGCUGUCAAGCAAUUAAAAAAAUGUAUCUAAUUUAUUACAUACUCUGUGAUUAAUAAAUCUAAAUUAAACACA
Messenger RNA from Plectropomus leopardus (leopard coralgrouper), 2378 nucleotides. RefSeq names its product NXPE family member 3-like. NCBI's taxonomy places the organism in Eukaryota, Metazoa, Chordata, Actinopteri, Perciformes, Serranidae. The record is from RefSeq and is a predicted model, not a curated record.